UAAAUCUCUCUAUAGAGCGAAGACAAGCGAUUCUAAUAUAAUCUGUAGGAUAGCCGCUGCUCCGAUUCAUGCGUGCAUGUUGUACUCAUUCAGCCAUUACCGUUCCCUUAAUUCGGAGGUUUCCUCUUGUUUGGAAAAACACUGUACUUGGUUAUUGCUUGGUUUGUGAGCCGCAGAGAAACUGCACACUCCAUCCACUGCCACACUUAGGAAUGGAGCACCAGCUGUAAUUGUUGGAUUUGUAGAGGCGAAAUCAACUCGAUAAAGUAAUACCCAUCCUGAUUAUUUCACGUGUUAAACAGGGACAGAGAAAGACCCAGCAUGUCGGGCAAGGACAGACAAAAGGUGACUAAAGACAGCGUUACCUUACUGCCUUGCUUCUACUUUGUGGAGCUCCCGAUCCUGGCCUCCUCGAUCAUCAGCCUUUACUUUCUGGAGCUCACUGACGUGUUUAAACCUGUGCACUCUGGGUUCAUCUGCAAUGACCUGAGCCUCAGCAUGCCAUUCAUCGAGCCAGCCCAUGAGGUGAUCCCAUUCCUGAUGCUCCUCAGCCUGAUAUUCGCUGGACCUGCAGCCACGAUUAUGGUUGGAGAGGGUAUUCUUUACUGCUGCCUUUCCAAGAGAAGAAACGGAGUUGGAUCCGAGCUGAACAUCAACGCAGGAGGCUGUAACUUCAACUCAUUCCUUAGAAGAGCUGUCAGAUUUGUUGGGGUUCAUGUGUUUGGACUCUGUGCCACUGCUCUCAUCACUGAUAUUAUCCAGUUGUCAACCGGCUACCAUGCUCCAUACUUCCUGACUGUGUGCAAACCUAAUUACACCUCACUGAAUACCUCUUGCGAUGAAAAUGCAUUCAUCGUGGAGGAUAUCUGUUCAGGAACCGACUCUGUUUUUAUGAAUGCUGGAAGAAAGUCAUUCCCAUCCAAACAUGCUACUCUCGCAGCAUUUGCAGCUGUGUACAUCUCUAUGUAUUUUAAUGCCACCUUAACUGACUCCUCUAAGCUUCUGAAACCUUUGCUGGUUUUUUUCUUCAUCAUCUGUGCAAUUAUCUGUGGGCUGACCCGGAUCAUCCAGUUUAAGAACCAUCCCAUUGACGUCUAUUGCGGCUUUGUGCUUGGUGGAGGAAUAGCGGUAUAUUUAGGACUAUAUGCUGUUGGUAAUUUCCAGCCUAGUGAAGAUAGUACAAGUCAGCAUGCCCAGAACAGAGAGCCCCUGAGACCUCUGACAGAUCUUAGCCAGGACACGAGCAGACACCUGCCAGGCAAGAAUGGCAGCAGCAGUGAUGGGAUUUCCUCCCAUCAUUCUGAAGGUAUCCUGAACCGCAAUCAUAGGGAGUCCAGCUCGCUGACCAACCUGAAGAGAGCCAGCGCUGAUGUGGAGAUCAUUAGUCCGCGCAGCCCAAUGGGCAAGGAGAACAUGGUGACCUUCAGCAACACACUCCCCAGGGCGAACACGUCUGCACCUGAAGAUCCAACAAGAAGAAAUGCCACCAUCCAUGCCUCCAUGGAUUCAGCACGCUCCAAGCAGCUGCUCUCGCAGUGGAAGAACAAAAACGAGAGCCGGAAGUUGUCCCUACAAGUGAUAGAGACUGAAGCCGGCCACUCACCACAGAGAACAAUGGAAAUGAGGUCAAGCUCUGAGCCUUUCAGGGUGGGUGUCAGUGGAGAACAUCAAGGUCCUAUUGGACAGUACUUAAAGAUCGGACCUGGCAGCACUCCUUUGACUAACAACACCAGUGUUAUUACAGGAGGAGCAAGGGUGUCCAUCCAGUCACGACCUGGCUCUUCACAGCUGGUUCACAUUCCUGAAGAAACCCAGGAGAAUGUCAACACAUCUCCCAAAAGCAGCUCCGCUAGAUCAAAAUGGCUUAAGGUUGCAGAAAAAACUGGAGCCUGCAGAACUAAUAACCAGCCAAGAAUAAUGCAGGUUAUAGCUAUGUCUAAGCAACAGGGGAUGCUGCAAAGCAGCCCUAAGAGUUCGGAUGGCAGUAAUGUCAGCUGCACAGGAUCCAUAAGAUACAAAGCAUUGACGGAUCAGGAACCUGCCAACAUCGUCAGGGUAGAGGCACACCCGGAGAAUAACAGGCCAGUCGUUCAAGCUCCAUCAAGCGAUGGGACUGGCUCGUGGAAAUGGAAGGCACAGGAGAAAGGCAGCAUCCGUCAGACAUAUGAGCUAAAUGAUUUGAACAGGGACUCUGAAAGCUGUGAGUCCCUUAAGGAUGGCUAUGGUUCCACUGACAGGAAGAGAGGCAAUCCAGAGAGCGCUAGUGAGCACCACCAUCAUCACGGGAUAACUACUAUAAGAGUGACCCCGGUGGAGGGGAGUGAUACUGCGUCUGAGACUCUGUCCAUAGCGUCCAGCCGUGACUCUACGCUCAGGAGGAAAGGUAACAUCAUUCUUAUCCCAGAAAGAGGUAACAGUCCUGAAAACACCAGAAAUAUAUUUUAUAAAGGGACUUCACCUACCCAGGCUUUCAAGGAGUGAGGUCUUGUGUGGCCUUGUUCUGUGUACUAACAUUACAAGAUAUGGUUGAAGCUAGUGCUCUCCAUUUCCCACGGUUAAUCAAGAGUUUUUGUGUAUUGCCAAUCCAUUGCCCAUCAGCCUAACUGGAUGAAUAUUGCUGCUUUUUAAAAGAAGCUGUAUUAUGCAUGACUUUUUACAUAUACAAGAAAGCACAAAGUCAUGUGUAUUGUGACCGUUUUUGCUAUGUAUAUUUCAUGAAAGGAAGUUAAUUUUUCAUAUUUUUGAAUAUGAUAUUCAUAUGGGCACCGUGAAGAAACAAAAUAAUAAUAGUGUUGAAACAUGCCAACUUUUUGAAAAGUUAAAACCACAGCUGAAUUGAUAUGCUCAUGAAGAAGUAUUUCACAUUGUUUUAGUAUAUUAGCUUUUAUAAAGAGGGUUCUAAACUAUUUGGUUCCUUACAUAUUCACCAGUAGGUGGUCUUUCAAAAAAAAAAAGUUUCAUACCAUGGAAAUCACUCUUGAGAUUUAGAGAGUUUCAUGGUGUUGUUUGCAAUGUAUAUAUCUAUACAGCAGGUGCUAUUGCACCAAGGAAAACUAAUGAGUAUAAAAGUGCUUUCAGAUGUAUUAAUUGAUACCUCUAGCUCUCAAAAACAGGGGAGGGGCAAUCUAUAAAUGGCAUUUAAUGAAACAAGAAUAGUCCUAGAAUGUUAAUGUGUUGAUUCUCCUGCAUUUCUAAUUGUUUAAAGGUGGUAAUAGUACGCUGGAUUUGCCUCUGACUUGAACACAGUUGUUAACUGGAUGUUCGCAUCCUCAUCACUUUUUAAUGGACUAUUUGACUUCAAAGAACAGAUUCUAAAGCAAAAUUGCCUCACAACUACAGCCCCCCCAUCCAAUGUAAUAUAUUCCUAAUAAUGUGUUGUUGUUGUUUUUAAUAUUAGCAUUUCAUAUAGUGAAAAAAAUUAAUGUAUUUGUUGAGGGCUGAUCACAUUACAAUUGCAUAACUGGUACUGCUAGUGUGAGACACAACACAUUUAAUGUUUUGGAAUGUUCAUAACCAUACAAAUAUUGUAGUAAAUCCAGGAUACUAACAUUAAAUGAGUUGCAGAUUAUUAAUUAUGUAUAUGUGUAGAGAUGUUUAAUUAAUCUUCCAUUUAUUGUAAAAUAUGAAGGAAUAGCUUUAAAAGGAACAUAUAAGUCUGGCAUAUUAUAAAAGUGCAUCCUCAAACAAUGCCUUUACACAAAAACUAGCAUCAGUUGGUAACAUAUUCCUUUGCACAUACAGUACAGAACCGGAUCACAAAAGCAAAUCAAACAAGGUCACUCCAUCAGUUAUUAACAAAAUGUCGUUUAAAAUAAAUUUUAAACUUUUUAAUAAGAUGUCAAUUGAGGACCAUCAACGAACAAUCGUCAAAUGUUCAUUCACCAUCUUCAUCAGGCUCUUCCGAAGGUUACACUGCAUCCAGUUACAAGACAACUUUCCUGGAAGCAUUUUUAAUAACUACUCGAUAUCUGGAAAUAUUCAAAUCAAUU
Polyodon spathula (Mississippi paddlefish) is the source of this 3989-nucleotide messenger RNA. Its product is annotated as 2-lysophosphatidate phosphatase PLPPR4-like. Lineage: Eukaryota; Metazoa; Chordata; Actinopteri; Acipenseriformes; Polyodontidae. The coding region runs from base 322 to 2481 and encodes 719 amino acids. Gene Ontology annotation, biological process: phospholipid dephosphorylation; phospholipid metabolic process; signal transduction. The record is from RefSeq and is a predicted model, not a curated record. Gene Ontology annotation, molecular function: phosphatidate phosphatase activity. The transcript has 7 exons.